AUGUCGCGUCCUCUCCCCAAUCCUAGCCAGCGUCAUCACACGCAUUCGACCUCGCUAGGUGCCCUCAAUCCAAACCACCGUGUAACUCGCCGAAAAAGUAUCACCGCCGCCGCUGCCAAUGCUGCCGCCGCAGUCGUCGCCUCCAUGGAGGGUGGGGAGGCUACCUCGCUCCCCAUGGGUGCACACCGCCGCAGCCUAGCAGGCCGCAAAGGACUGGAAACUGGCUCUAUCGGAAAUGUAUCUGGCUUCAGCUCCUACCUCUCCCGCAGAAUCAACAGUCCUAGCCAGGAACCACCGGUCGCCCGCAAAAGUUCUCCGGGAUCGGACCACUCCGAUGGCAAGCCCAAGAACCGGAACCGCGGAGCCAGCGAGGGUGCCCAGCUCAAGACCGAAGGGAAGCGUGCUUCGACGGCCAUACGUUGCGAUCGCUGCGGGAAAGGGUGGGAACACGACCCAGCAUGGUCCGUUACUUCGAAGCUUCUCAUCUCCAAGCAUCAGCAGGUUCAACUGCUGGAAGCCGCCUCCGUUUUGGUUACCAUGAAUCACGAUGAUCCGCCCGAUGAGUCCGCCGAGUUGGAGUCGGAAUUGUCGUCUGGGUCGCCGGACGCCCUGUCAGAAAUGAGGGAUGGCAUCAGCUCCGUGGAGACCACGCCACCCCCAAUGGACUCGGAGGAGGACGACGAUUUCGAGAUGUCGGGUGUACCGGCCCAGUGGACCAAACGCCCCAGCGUCAGCAACGCCUCCGGUUUCUCUCGUUCCUACCAGUCCAUUCCCUCCAGCUCGUACAAUGAUAGUGCUCCGCUGCACUCCCCGAGCUUCUCUCACUUCCGUCAAUCGAGUAUCGACACCCGUCCUUCGACUGCGGACGCACGAUUACACGAGGAUGAUGAGGCGGAUCUUGCCGCGGCCAUCGGCCUGUGCAAUUUCGGGACUCCUCGCACAGGGCCUGUUUCCAUGACCCCGGAUGUCCCACCAGUGCCUCCACUGCCGGCGCGCUACUUGGACUCAAGCAGCCACCCGAGCACCCAGGGUCUCCAUUCCCCUUACUCGCGCCCCACAGAGGAGGCCGCUUGUCAAGACUCCUACGCAAGCAUCUUCUUGUCCCGGUCGCUCAACCCGUCGCUGUCGUACAAGGUGUCGGAUGAGCGUGAAGUCCGGACAGGUGGUGACGAGGCGCAGAAAUCCCGGCAACGUCGUAACGCCGAUGUGGACUUUGGUAACCGCUCUGCGCCAGCCGAUGACGACGAUGGUGGUGUCUUUGGCCACAUGGAAGAGUAA
Penicillium digitatum Pd1 is the source of this 1278-nucleotide messenger RNA. The record is from RefSeq and is a predicted model, not a curated record. Lineage: Eukaryota; Fungi; Ascomycota; Eurotiomycetes; Eurotiales; Aspergillaceae.